Molecule: messenger RNA, 1862 nt
Organism: Oncorhynchus nerka (sockeye salmon)
Lineage: Eukaryota; Metazoa; Chordata; Actinopteri; Salmoniformes; Salmonidae
Product: complement decay-accelerating factor-like
Exons: 10
Coding region: 316-1071 (251 amino acids)
Biological process (GO): negative regulation of complement activation, classical pathway
Source: RefSeq, a predicted model, not a curated record
CUAUAUCAUGUCCUCACAGCCGAGUGUCCCAAUCCUCAAGUAGAGGGAAAUGUUGUUCUAACGAAUGAUGCGCUAUUAAUUGACAAUUUUCCGGAGGGGAAGGAAGCCACUUUUGAGUGUGUCAACGGCUACUUGAAAGAGCAAGGAUCUGAAAGUAUCACCUGCACGAGUGGAGAGUGGAGCACGCUCGAAUUAACCUGCAAAAAGAAGGACUGUGGUUCCCCCAGGAAGAUACCACAUUUGACAUAUGAGUUUAAGGAAGGCACGCUUUUUGGUGCAUCAGCAAGAGCAAUCUGUGAUAAAGGUUAUCAACUUAUGGGCACAAGUUACAGGCAGUGUUAUGCCACAGGUUGGAGUGGAAGACCAAGAUGUAAAGUGGUAACUUGUGAUAAACCUCCUGAGAUAAUGAAUGGCACGAUCAUAGAGAAGCCUGGCGAAGAGUUACCAAAGUAUGGUUGUGUCAUACAGUACUCCUGUAACGAAGGUUACACCCUCAUUGGAAACAAAUCAAUUGAGUGCAUUGAAGAUGGUGAAUACAACUCAUUACCUCCUGAAUGUAAAGAUGUCAAUGACAUUCUUUUGAAACCAACAACUAUAUCAACAUCAUCAAUAACAACAACAUCAACUGUUCUACCCACAAUACGAGGUAGAGGAAAUCCAAAUGUCAAUGACAUUCUUUUGAAACCAACAACUAUAUCAACAUCAUCAGUAACAACAACAUCGACUGUUCUACCCACAAUACGAGAUGUCAAUGACAUUCUUUUGAAACCAACAACUAUAUCAACAUCAUCAAUAACAACAACAUCGACUGUUCCACCCACAAUACGAGUUUCAGGGAGGAAUAAUGGCAUUGGGGAACAUGACACCAAUGCAGCUACUGAGAUUGCAGCAGUUGUGGGAAGUGGGAUCGGCACUGUCAUAACUCGUACCAGUUUGGAGAAGACCGAAGUCGAACAGAGGAAUUAUUACAAUUUCAAAAUAACUAAGUUGAAUGCCUACCCAAGGUACCUACAGUUCAUACAUAUCAUUAUAUUAAAACCAUUAUUCACAAAUAUGUUCACCAUCUUUUAACCAAAGUCUCACUCAUAUGACUAUACGGUUUGUCUUUGAGCUUGAGUAAUCUAAAUAGUGACACUAUUGUUAAAACUGCUCCGCUGAGUCAAUGCUUUGUCUAAAAUGUCUCAUUUCUUUCCAGGGCUAGGACUGCACCUAUCUGCUAGUCUGCAUCUGUAGCCUUGAAAAGUAGUGCCAGCGGAUUGUUCCUCUGACCAUUCCCUGGUUGGACAAAGCCAUUUAAUUUACAGUGCCCUUAUGUAUGUGGCAAUACUGAAUGGAAGUUAUAAUUGCACUUUUUAUUAAGUUGUUUUUAAAAGUCAGUUCAGCUGAAAUGUUUUAACCCAAUGUUUGAAAACCGGUAUUGAAAUAUUAUUUUUCUCUAUUUAUAUACAAAACUGAAAUAUACGUAAUUGUCUUUUCAACUGCCAUAUUUGACUACAGGCUGCUAGCUUGAUCUGUUGUGUGGGCAGAAGCCCCUGUAAUGAGAUUAGUGCACUAAACAAAAUGUAUGAUUGAGGAAAUUCCCAGGCUGAUAAUCACUGACCAUUUCUAAAUGUGUGCUUACUGAUUGUGGCUCACAGGAAAAUAACAGUAUGAGACAGUUUCCUGGACCCAGGUUAAGCCUACAGCACUGUAUUCCUUUUCAAGUAGGCUUAAUCUGGGUCCAGGAAACCAGCUCUUCAUGUUAUUUUCCGGCAGCCCCAAAUGUCACAAAAUAAUGUCAAUCUUAUUUACUUAGAGGUUUUGUACUUUGAUUUUCUAGUGUGUAUUGUGUGAUUUAAGAGAUCAAAUUACUUUUAUGAUAA